Molecule: messenger RNA, 776 nt
Organism: Nothoprocta perdicaria
Lineage: Eukaryota; Metazoa; Chordata; Aves; Tinamiformes; Tinamidae
Product: stress-induced-phosphoprotein 1
Exons: 7
Molecular function (GO): Hsp90 protein binding
Source: RefSeq, a predicted model, not a curated record
CCGUGCACUUCGAGAAGGGCGAGUACCAGCGGUGCCGCGAGCUGUGCGAGGAGGCCAUCGAGGUGGGGCGCGAGAACCGCGAGGACUACAGGCAGAUCGCCAAGGUGUACGCGCGCGUGGGCAACUCCUACCUGAAGGAGGAGCGGUACCAGGAGGCCAUACAGUCGUACAACAAGUCGCUGACGGAGCACCGCACGCCGGAGGUGCUCAAGAAGUGUCAGCAGGCGGAGAAGAUCCUGAAGGAGCAGCAGCGCCUGGCCUACAUCGACCCCGAGCUGGCGCUGCAGGAGAAGACCAAGGGCAACGAGUGUUUCCAGAAGGGCGACUACCCCCGCGCCAUGAAGCACUACACCGAGGCCAUCAGGCGCAACCCCGAGGACGCCAAGCUGUACAGCAACCGCGCCGCCUGUUACACCAAGCUGCUGGAGUUCCAGCUGGCGCUGAAGGACUGUGAGGAGUGUAUCCGGCUCGAUCCCUCCUUCAUCAAGGGCUACACCCGCAAAGCGGCGGCGCUGGAGGCCAUGAAGGACUACACCAAAGCCAUGGACGUCUACCAGAAAGCCCUGGACCUCGACGGCGCCUGUAAGGAGGCGUCGGAGGGCUACCAGCGGUGCCUGCUGGCGCAGUACAACCGCAACGACACCCCCGAGGAGGUGAAGCGGCGCGCCAUGGCCGACCCCGAGGUGCAGCAGAUCAUGAGCGACCCGGCCAUGCGCCUCAUCCUGGAGCAGAUGCAGAAGGACCCGCAGGCGCUGAGCGAGUGAGCGGCCGCCUGA